CGCCUUAGUGUCGCGAUGACCCUUGGUGGGGUGAAUCGUGAGUCGUUGCUUGGUGCUCGCGCCUUUUCGCUACGCUACGUGGCACAAUCGCACAGAAUACGCACGACAAUGCGAUCAUAUUGUGAGAACAUGAUUGUUAUCCCUACUGUUUAGAUUCCUCUACUCCUUUUUCGACGUAAACCAAUUAAAUAUAUAUAGAAGAAGAAAAAAAAAGAGAAAAAAGAAGAGAAGGAAUCAUCUGAAUUGUUCGAUCUACGAAUCGCCUAUCCUUGAUGAUCAAGGAAGAGUCCAACGCGACAGUGUGCUUCUUUAAACGACAACAGAAGAUCGCUAGAUUGUAAAGACGCGGGGAGAUCCACACAGGCAAAACGGGGAAAGAGAGCUACGGGUAAGGUUCCGCAGCAGCGACUAUGCGCGUGAUCGAUCGCGCGCGUCUCUACGAUCGACUGGAGAUGUGAUACCGGAAGUAGGCCAGGCAGGGUUGACCUGCGUAGGCGUAUAGGUACAUACAGGGUGCGUGUGUGCGUACGAGAACGACGUGUAAGCCGUAGGUGUGCCGUGUGGGUCCAGGAACCAGCAGUCGUAGAGAUGCGCGUCGCCGUGACGGCUUCCCCGUCGCUGAUGUGUUCAUCAUCGAGGAUUACUCUUUGGUACAAUGCUAUUGUGCGACUGCUUUGCGUUAUUUUGGUCUCCUGUUGGAUUAUUUUUGAUCAACCAGUUUUGGGUUUACCGGAUCCAGAGUUGACGACAGUGGAAGAUUUGUCCGGUAGGGGCUCAAAAAAAUUUGGUGAUAUUUGUGAGGCGGAUAAUGAAUGCGGUUUUGCAGGCUCCUACUGCGCACCGAAAAAAAAAGUUUGUGCUUGCAAAGAAGAAUUUGAAGCUACUAAUCAUCUGGAUAAAUGCGGACAUGCUGCAAACGUGAACGAAUCCUGUUUCUUUCACGAACAAUGCGAAGUACGAGUAAGCGAAACGGAAUGCCGCGACGGUCGAUGCAUCUGCCUUUUCGAGAAGAUUCCGAUGGUACAACCUGACGGUAUAAUCUGCGUUGCCGAAGUUAAAGAGCCAACCAGCAUCCGAUAUAUUGAUCCGGCCAUGAUCGGUGUUCUUGUUGGUAUGGCACUGAUGUUUAUUAUCAUUUGCGUCGUUCUAAGACUCUUCAGCAAAGCUCGUUGGCGGGAAAAUCGCACCAUCUUUAAUACACCUAACGCAAGAUUGAUGAACGUUUCGUUGUUGAGAGAGAAUAAACUCUUGCAUGCUCAGGAAAGACGUGGUUCAAGGGCGAGCAUACGAAUCCCAUCAAGGCAACCCUCGAUGGUUUCCUUAAGAGCCAACUCACCAAAUGCUUCACAAGGAUCUCCUCGUCGUGGAAGUCCCACCAGCAGUGGAAACGCUUCGGCUAUUUCGAUGAAAUCUAACAAAUCGCCGAAUCAUAUGAACAACAUCACUGAUCCCGUUGUGGAAAACAUCACCGUCGAGAUCUUCGACGUAAAGGCAAAAUAAAUCGUCUUUCCACCGCAACAAAUGGUCCGAUCGACAAUUUCGUUUAUUACUAGUCUUGCAUAACCAACACACGGCACUACAUAAAGAUCGUUAUGUUUAUAUACCUUCAACUCACGAAUAAUUGGUUCUGUCGAUUCAUUUUUAUUAAAUACAUAAAAAAAAAUUGAAAAUUUCAUGUUUAAUAGUUCAAGUAUCAUCGAAAAUUAUUUUGCUUAGAUAAAUCACAAUACUGACGAGUCAAGUGUCAAAAUCUCGAGGUCGAAGCAUAAGUUAACAAUAAUACGCAGAUCUUAUUGCGUUUUUUAAUAACAGUAAAAAAAUUAUUUAGUUAUAGUAAUUACAAAAGAUUUUUUUAACAUGCCUUUUUUGAUAAUUUGAUAUUUUCAUAUUUAAUAAAACAUAAUUAAAUGAUAAUUAUCACAUUAUCAGAAUAUUAAUUUUAAAUUAAUUUUCUGUAUUAUCUUAAUAGAUGUUAUAAAAAAAUCAAUUUAAAAAAAAUACACGCAGCGUGUUGUAAAAUGAUAUAAAUUAUGAGUAAUACGAAUUACUCGAAAACCUAUUGUGCUUUUUUAAUAAUAGCAAAUGCAAAUAAAAAACAUCUUAAUAGAUUAGCAACAAUCGAAUUAUCAUAAAGGCAUCCAAGUUUGAAUUAAUUAUUGAUAUUAACUUGAUGAGAUAUUAAAAUAAGCCGUUUUAAGUAUACAUUUACAUAGUGUCUGAUAAUAAUUGCUCGUAAUGUGCAGAUAUAGCGGAUUAAAUCAAGCAGGAAAGUUUUUUAUCAUUUUUUUGUAUAAUGUUUAAUAAAAGAAUUAUCAUUGAGUAAAGUUUGGCCAAUCAUCGCCGAUUUUUAGCCGGGCGCACAUUGGU
Molecule: messenger RNA, 2367 nt
Organism: Cataglyphis hispanica
Lineage: Eukaryota; Metazoa; Arthropoda; Insecta; Hymenoptera; Formicidae
Gene: jus
Exons: 6
Coding region: 589-1500 (303 amino acids)
Source: RefSeq, a predicted model, not a curated record